GUCGUCUUCUAUGCGGCGGUCUACCGUGCUUUCACCAUGGUGAAGACGCGCACGCAGGAUGCCAUUACCUCCAUGCAGAAGGGUCAGCUGGUCUUGCUGGGAAAGAGUGACACGGAUGCCCUGGUGAGCUUCCCUGUGGAGAUCACCUACGAUGAAAAGAAGUUCUCCUUCCAGGUCUCCAGGAAGCGAUCCGACAUGUAUUCCUUUACCAUCAACAACAAGACCCUCACCACAAAGGUGCGCGAACAGCCUGACGGCUCGCUUUAUGUGAGCACAGGUAACAUCAGCCAGCAGGUCAAGGGCCAGGAGGAGGCUCUGGGUCUGCGAUUGAUCAUUGGUGCUCAGACAAUCAUGGUGCCGACUGUCUACGACCCGUCUGAGCUUCGGUCAGAUGUGAAUGGAAAGGUGGUGCGCUACUUGCACGACGAGGGCACUGAGAUUCAGAAGGGCGAAGCAUACAUCGAGCUUGAGGCCAUGAAGAUGAUCAUGGCCCUGAAGUCCAGCGAGGCUGGCAAG
Symbiodinium pilosum is the source of this 516-nucleotide messenger RNA. The record is from the annotation of a GenBank genome assembly. NCBI's taxonomy places the organism in Eukaryota, Dinophyceae, Suessiales, Symbiodiniaceae.